GACCCGCGUCAAGAUCCUUUUUUCUGUUAAGCUUCUCUAAUCGCUCCGCCUCUAUCUAUGGCUACGAGUUUCCCAUUUAUCUGACAAGUCGUUCGUAAAUCGGAAGAAUCCAAUCCCCCCUGCCAUGGCGGCUAAUGAUCCACCACACGAGCUCGCUUCCGGGAGCCCUUGCUGCCUCGCGUGGCAAGGUAAGUACCAAGGCAUGAAGAAGAGGCGUGACGCGUGUAAAGAAGCGAUCGAAAUUCUCCAGAAGGCCAUGGGAAUCGCUAAUGAUGAGAAAACCAAUCUCCACAAAAAGCUUAGGGAGAUGGUGGAUAAUAACACGGACAGUAAGGAAAAUGAAUCAUCUUUUGAGAAGGAGAUCUCUGAUUUAAAGUCUUUGCAACAAAAACUGGAGCAGAGUCUUCAAGCAAAAAGUGAAGAAAUAAAAUUUCUUCAGGAUCAAACUUGUACCGGAGAAAAGGAGGUCGAUGAUCUGAAGAAGCUCCUUAAGAAAGAAACGUCAAGGGCAGAUAGUUCUGAGGAAAAGAGGGAACAGAUUUGUAAAGAAUUGAACAAGACAAAGACUCUGCUGGUAAAAUAUAAGGAUAUCAAGCCACGCGGUGGUGAAAUCGAAAAAGAAAUAAGUCUGGUUAGAAACCUUCUUGCGAGCCAGAGGCAGGAGACAGAGUCAGAGAGGAAGAAAGCUGAUCAGUAUCUUUCCGAGUUGGAGGUGUUGAGAACUACGGCUCAUAAGACUAGUUCUGAUCUUGAGGGUGUAAAAAAGCAGCUUGAGUUUGAAAAACAAAAGACUUUGAGAGAGAGAAAACGUGCAGAUAUGGAGAGUGGAAAAGCUAGGGAACAGAUGAAGCUAGCAGAAGGUUUGUCUAAGAAGUUCGAAAUCACUAGAGCUAGAACUGAAGAGCUCAAGAAAGAAGUGGAGUUGCAGAGCGCAGGCAGCAAAGUUAAGUUCGCUGAAAACUCGGCAAAACUGGAAGAAAAGAUAAGGCUCCUUGAGAUGAAUAAGAAAACAGCAACGGACUGGAAAUCUCGUGCUGAUGAUCUGACUCACCAGUUACAAGAGUCACAUUUAGUGGCUGAGGGUUUGAAAAAACAGCUGCAAGAGCUUUCACUCUCACAGAAAUCUACCCAGAUUCACUCAGUUUCUCCACAGAAAGCCAAAGAUUUGGACAAGGCUAAAGUGAGGCUUCUGAAGAAAGAGCUAAAGUUUGAGAAAAAAUGUGCAGAACACUCAAAAAGAGUGGCCGAGUUUGAAAAAAUUCUAAGGGAAUUUCAGGCCGAAGAGAUAGGUGGGUUAAAACUUAAGCUUUGUAGUCUUACAAAUCGCAUGAGUCUACUGGGUGAGUAUUUUUCAAGAGACAUUGAAGGUACAACUGGUCUUGCAAAGGCGGAGGGUCGCAUGAAAAUGCAGAUGCUAGAAUCCCAGAACAACCGUAAUGGCAAAAAUCAUUCUGACGCGAAGUGCCAGUUAGUAGCAAACUCUGGUUCUCAGGAGGAGGAGGAGGAGGCUCGCAGACUUUCUACUCAGUUUAUUGCUAAAUCCAAACAUGGCGUGAGUGGAUCUGUCUCAGGUACUAUUUCUCAACUGGAGUCUCCUACUGGAGGUUCUAGAAAAUUACAGACUUCUCGAGUAAUUCCAGCAAGACAUCUUUUUUCUGAUAGGCAAUUACUGGCCUCACAGGGAACAGAGCAGUUCACUAUUACUACUUCAGCGGAAAUAGCUAAAGAUCGACCGGAUAUCCAACCAACAAAAUCAAGUAUGUUCCAGAGAAUGGAUACCAGGACAAAAGGAAAUCCUUGUUUGGUGGCUAAAAACUAUCUUCAGAGACGUCAGAGAGAUAGUCAAGAGGUAGCUAAUGAGCACUUUCGGAAAAGAAAAAGAAUGCCAGAGACAGUUGAGUCCCGCAAGCACAUGUGCCUCUCUACUGCUAAAGGACAUGGAUCGGUAGCAUUGUUUCUUGAGAACGUUGUUGCUAUAGAUUAUAUGAAGUUGCUGGAGUUGGAUAAUCCAGAAGAAGAAAGUCAUUACAAGAUGGCAAGAGAAUCUCUCUUGUCCCCUGAUCUUCCCCAGGUAAACUUUCUAGGUGUUGAUGUCGUGAAUGAGGAAAAAAUUCUUACUAUGGUUACUAGUAAUAGCGUGGAUUUAUGUGUCACCAUAAAUUCUAGUGAACCUCCUAGUCUCAACACUCGAAAUGCUUCAGUGACAGUCAAAAGGCCACGUGAGUCAACAAUGUUGCGUAGUCAUAUUCUUAAACACUUUGUUGUGUUUUCAAAUAUGGAAGACCAGAACAGUAUCAUCAAAAUUUUCUAUGCUGCAAACAAUUGUAUUCAGCGAUGCCCAUCAGCUACUAGAGCCCAGUGGGCAGUGCCAUCGAUCCUGUUCUCUUUGAAAAUGGAAGAAAACCUUUCAGGGCGGGAAAGGGUAUGUGUGUUCCUCUCCUUGCUGCUGCAUAACUUCUCUACUGUUUUUUCGAUGAAAAUUGGGAACAUUCUGGAUGAUGAUUCUUGCUCCUGCCUGGAUUCUUUGUGGAAGCAAAUAGCUGGUGUUAUGGCUGAUACUGAAGGUGGAGGUAUUAUUUCUGAAUUUUUGGAAGAGCUCCUUAUUCUUCUUCAAGACCUCCUCUCCCAGCAGAGGGUAUUGUAUUCUGCUAGAUCCUCAGAAACAACUGAAUCUGAUUUAAGCAUCCCUGUGACGAUGAACGGAGAAAAUGCAACUCUCGUCAGCAGAAUCGCUCUAAUUGAUCAUUUGGUGGCUGGAAGUGCUAUUUUGGCGGCAGUUUGUACUGCAGUCGACCGUGUUGGAUUUAUCUGUGAAGCUUCCUUUGAGAUCCUGCGCAAGCAAAGUCAUGAGGAAACCUCAGUGACACUGACCAUUCUUCACGUUUUUGCUCACAUUGCUGGAGAGAAACUGAUGUCCUCCAGUGAUCAUGACAUAUCAAAUGCAGUGUUGAAAUCCAUUGUGAUGUUUCUAGAGGAGAAACAUUUCGGUACUGUGGAGGGAUACACUAAGUUGCACCCAGGCAAGAACAACUGUCUGUUCUCAGACAGGUCUUCCUCGCUGGAGGCUAUUGCAUCGAUACUCAUGGAAAUUAUUCCGGAGUUUGCUCAGUUCAGUACUUUGCAUCAGAGCUUGACCGAGUUUAGGCCGGAACACAAAAAAUUCCAAUUAGUAUUGGCCAGCGAUCAAAGUGUUACUCUUUGUGACAUUCUGUCAUUGGUGGAGCUUAUUGGUUGUUACACGGAAUGGGAUUGGACUAGUGAGAACAUUGUUGCUCCACUGCUUAAGAUGUUGGAAAUGCCAUUGUCAAUGAACUUUGCCGUUGCAGUCGUCUCCCUUCUUGGGCAACUUAGCAGUAUUGGAGUGGAUGCUGGUGGCUAUGAAAACGAAGGAAUCUCAAACAUAAGGGAGAAACUGUCAGCGUUUCUGCAGUGUGAGACGACACUAAAAGCUGGUUUUGCAGUCCAGAUAACAACUGUGUGCUCCCUCCUGAAAACGCUUGAGCUGGAUAUUUCAACGGUCUUUCAAGGCAAAACCAUCAUGCUUCCGGGAUGUGGUGGCGAUCAAAGCUUAUCUGCUUCAGCCAAUCUGGUCACCAAGUUGUUCUCUUUGUUGAGCGACGAACAGCGAGUUUUCACAACCGAGUUUUUACAAUCCUCUGCUCUUCGAUGAUUCCUUAGUUCAAAAAAAAUUGAUCAAAAUCAGUAAAGUUUUGGGUAUGUGCUCUCAUUGUUUGGUUCUUCAUAGACACAUGUCUUUUGUCUCUGGGAUGCAGAUGUAUGUAUGAUGAUCAGUUUCUGUUAAAUAAUUCAGUGCGUCUUCUUUUUCAA
This is a messenger RNA of Raphanus sativus (radish), 3828 nucleotides long. RefSeq lists its product as uncharacterized. Bases 125 to 3670 code for a protein of 1181 amino acids. The transcript has 8 exons. The record is from RefSeq and is a predicted model, not a curated record. NCBI's taxonomy places the organism in Eukaryota, Viridiplantae, Streptophyta, Magnoliopsida, Brassicales, Brassicaceae.